CUCCUUUUCCCCAGCUGGGAGCCCGAGGAGCCACGCUGGGAGGACCCUCUCCACAGGAUGUUCUCUCCACCAAAGACCUCCCUGUGAGCGGCGAUGAUGACAGUCCCGGCGGGACCUCGGGAAGCACUAACAUUUCAGUAGCCCUGCACCCUUGGGUGGCCGCCUUCCCCUCCUUCUCCGCCCCCCGCCCUCCCUCCGCCCCCCGGGAUGGUGUAUUAACCAAGAAGAGCCCUGCUUCUGUCCUCCUCGCCCACCCAUUUUCGGCAGCUCUGGGAUUUGUAUGGCAGCAGCGUAACCGUGGAGAGGCCGGGGUAUCACAAACUUAUGGAUUUUGAUAAGAGAGGAGGGAAAGGGGAGCUGGAGGAAGGUAAAAGGAUGUCCAAGACAGGUGGAGGAAGGAGCGGUCAUGGAGGCCGGGGCACUGGAACCAACUCGGGGGUGCUGAUGGUGGGCCCCAACUUCCGCGUCGGCAAGAAGAUCGGAUGCGGCAACUUCGGGGAGCUCCGUCUAGGAAAGAACCUCUACACCAACGAAUACGUAGCGAUCAAAUUGGAACCCAUAAAGUCCCGGGCCCCCCAGCUGCACCUGGAGUAUCGGUUCUACAAACAGCUUGGCAAUGCAGAAGGAAUUCCUCAGGUUUACUACUUUGGCCCCUGUGGGAAGUACAACGCCAUGGUGUUGGAGCUGCUGGGCCCCAGCCUGGAAGACCUCUUUGAUCUGUGUGAUCGAACCUUCACGCUCAAGACUGUCCUGAUGAUCGCCAUCCAGCUGAUCACACGGAUGGAGUAUGUCCACACCAAAAGCCUGAUCUACAGAGACGUGAAGCCGGAGAACUUCCUGGUGGGGCGGCCGGGCAGCAAGCGGCAGCACACCAUCCACAUCAUCGAUUUUGGCCUGGCCAAAGAGUACAUUGACCCCGAGACCAAAAAACACAUCCCCUACCGAGAGCACAAGAGCCUGACAGGGACAGCACGUUACAUGAGCAUCAACACCCACCUCGGGAAAGAACAAAGCCGCAGGGACGACCUGGAAGCAUUAGGGCACAUGUUUAUGUACUUCCUCCGCGGGAGCCUUCCUUGGCAAGGCCUCAAGGCCGACACGCUGAAGGAGAGGUACCAGAAGAUCGGCGACACCAAACGAGCCACCCCGGUGGAGGUGCUCUGUGAGAACUUCCCAGAGGAGAUGGCCACGUACCUGCGCUACGUGCGGCGGCUGGAUUUCUUUGAGAAGCCCGACUACGACUACCUGAGGAAGCUCUUCACGGACCUGUUCGAGAGGAACGGUUACGUGUUCGACUACGAAUACGACUGGGCAGGGAAGCCUCUGCCCACACCCAUUGGCACGAUGCACAGCGAGGUGCAGGUGCAGCCCCCGAACAGAGACAAAGCACAGCCACACACCAAACACCAGGUGAGCUGGGGCACGGCCGGGGCACGGCGACCACGGGCUCGGGCAGCCUGGGCUGUGGCUCUGUGGGCACGGAGGAGCCCGGGCUGGAGCAGGGACUGGACAUUCCUUUUCCCCCAGUGCUGUCUGUGGAGAGUUCCCCAGCACAGCGUGGGGUCUGUGGCUCGUGGGGGCCCAGGGCAGUGUCCCCCAUUCCCUGGCAGAAGCAGGAGGAAGCAUCGUGGGGGCUGUGGCAGGGCCAGGGGGUGCCAGGCCUGGGCAUCAGCCACUGAGCUGCAGGGUCAGCCCGGGGUGAUGGAUGAGGGAUUGGUCCAGGCUGAGGACCUGUGUCCCCAGCGCCGUGUCCCCGUGGGGUAA
Molecule: messenger RNA, 1764 nt
Organism: Manacus vitellinus (golden-collared manakin)
Lineage: Eukaryota; Metazoa; Chordata; Aves; Passeriformes; Pipridae
Gene: CSNK1G2
Product: casein kinase 1 gamma 2
Exons: 9
Coding region: 325-1764 (479 amino acids)
Biological process (GO): peptidyl-serine phosphorylation; endocytosis; positive regulation of canonical Wnt signaling pathway
Cellular component (GO): cytoplasm; plasma membrane; nucleus
Molecular function (GO): ATP binding; protein serine/threonine kinase activity
Source: RefSeq, a predicted model, not a curated record